GUGAAAUAUAUUUCUUUUUUUCUACAAUAACAUCGCACUUAGAUGGCUUGUAAAAGAUUGUGAAUACUUUUGAAAAUCUUUAACCAUCGACUGUUGGAAUAAUAGUGGAAAUUUCUAAGUGAACUUGACUCUGGUUGAGGAAGGUUUUGUCUUUCGAAUGAACUGUUAACGUCGAACAUCAUUGGAAAAAGAGCAAAUAGAAAGUUUGAAAAACUACAUGUGGUUUGCUCAAAUUCUGAAUCUCAGGAAAUUAUGUAAAAGUUCCUUCGAAAGAGACAAGUUUCCUCCUCAAAAUUUAGCCGAUCUCUAAAAUUUGAACAAUCUUUUACGACUCACUCAAUUAUGAUGAUAUUGCAGCAACAAGAAGCUUAUUUUGCCGAACUUUCUAUCUGUUUUCGAAACCUAGAAUUCGAAAACCUUACCGAGGUCUACUGAGUACCUACUUUGCUGUAAAAAUAACACUUUUUCGAAAAUACCCUUAUCGUAUUGCAGUACAUUAGAUUCUUUAUCGAACCGACAAACAUUUUGGGGUGUGGGUGUGCACAUGUUAUCUGGUAAAUCCACAAGUGCACUCACACUGCGGACCCACAUCCACACACACACCACCCACCCACCCACACCCACACCCACAUCCUCAACAAUGGAAACAACACUUUUAAAAUUUGGUCAAGAGCUGUUAAUUCUAAUGUACAAUUAUUUACUUUGAGUAUGAACAUAAAUUAAAUGAUUCAUGUACAUGUAUUAGUGUUGAUCGAAUAAUUGCAUCUAUUGAACAAUCUAAUGAUAAAAUAAGUCAAAGAUCGUGGGAAUGGAGUUUAAUGCUGCCUGAUGAAGUUCAUACAAAAUUAUGUCUUAGAGCAAAAUUAGUUAGAGAAAAUGAUAAAAUAGCUGAUUUAAAUUGUUUAAUUGGAUCUAAAUUAUAA
Molecule: messenger RNA, 923 nt
Organism: Rotaria sp. Silwood2
Lineage: Eukaryota; Metazoa; Rotifera; Eurotatoria; Philodinida; Philodinidae
Source: the annotation of a GenBank genome assembly